AUGCCUGUCUCCCAUCUCACCCUCACCGUCGCCCACCUCCCCACCUCCACCUCUUUCUUUCUCUCCUGUCUCCAGCCGCUGGGAUACAAGUUCAUCGGCCGCCACGAUGACUACAUCGGCUUCGGCCAGCAUUCCGGUGAACCGGCGGACUUUUGGAUAACCGAGCAGAAGCCGGGAGUCCCCGCCGGCGCCGCGCACGUCGCCUUCCCCGCCCCCUCCAAGGACGCCGUCGGCGCUUUCUUCAUCAGCGCCCUCAAAGCCGGCGGCAAAAUCCACGGCGAGCCCAAGACCCGCGACUCGGACUCGGGCUACUACAGCGCCGCCGUCAUCGACUUUGACGGCAACAGCGUCGAAGCCGUCUACCGGCCGGGGCUCUCGUCCGCACGGUCUGAAGUGAGCCGGCCGGCCCUCGCGCUGCUCGAGAACGCGCCCGCCUCCGCCGCCGGCUCCGUCGUCUCCAAAGCCACCAGCGUCUCCGCCACAAGCAAGGCGUCCUCCGUCCGCCGCUCCGAGGCCCGCUCCGCCGUCUCCAGGGCGCCCACAGAACACCACCGCGGCCUGCCCGCCGCCCCCUCCACAACCUCCACCUCCACCCGCAGCAUCCAACAACAGCCCCCGCCGCAGACCCCAACCUACGUCGUGCACACCACCCAGAAAUCCGACGACGGCACCACCGCCAAAACCAUCGUCGGCACCCUCAUCGGCGCCGCCGCCGGCGCCGCCAUCGCCUACGCCAUGUCCAAGGGCGACGCCGACUCCAGCGAAUCCCAUCAUCCCCCCUCCACCGCUCCCCCGCAAUACUCCCCCCCGCGAAUACCCCCAGCUCACCACCGGCCAACGGCCCCCUGGGCAUGCUCCAAAAGCACCCUCCGCGCCUUCGAAGCCCCUGCCCCGCCCGGCAGCACUUUACUUCGGAGGCAGCAGCAGCGGGCCCCCGCUCAACCACCCGCAGCGCGCGACAUUCCGCUGCGCGCAAUUGAGUACCCGCCCCCGCUGGACGGGAGCGCCGCCCACUAUCCUUGCGACCGCAGCACGCUGAUCAGCAGCUUCCCGGAGAAGUCGCGCGCCUUCGACGGUGGCAGCGUGUACUCGUCGUCGACGAUCAAGGCCUCCAAGGCGAAUGGGAACUACUCGCAGACGAUCUACGAGGUCGACGAAGAGCGCCACAGCCAUACCUCGCGCCGCUCGUCUGCCACCUCGCAUCGCUCGUCGCGCUCUCAUGCUCAGUCCCAUGCCGGCGGCAGCUCGGCCUCGCGCUCCCCUCGCCACAUCCCCCUCCCAGAAUCGGUCGCGUCGUACCGCUCCGCUACUAAGUCUGGCGUGUCGGCGCGGGAGGUGCCCCUGCCCGAGAGCGUGUAUGAAGAUGCGGGCGACGACGUCGGGCCCGAGGACUCGAUUAGCCAGAUUGGCGGGGAUGCGUCGUCGCGGCGGUCGUCGCACUCGCAUCGGUCGCGGGCGUCCAAGCACUCGCAUGUGAGUAUUAAUACAGAAAUCACUCUACCACUCAAUUGA
Molecule: messenger RNA, 1512 nt
Organism: Aspergillus terreus NIH2624
Lineage: Eukaryota; Fungi; Ascomycota; Eurotiomycetes; Eurotiales; Aspergillaceae
Exons: 4
Coding region: 1-1512 (503 amino acids)
Source: RefSeq, a predicted model, not a curated record